UCUCGGCUCGCCCGUCCUCUCUGGUUCCACUGAAGAGAAUGUGCAGACACUUGAACACGUUCUUUUUUUGGGGCAUUUUUUCUUCUGUUACAUUUCAAAAAGCUGUACUGAACUGUCAUACCAUGAAAAAAAAUGGAUUUUCUUCUCCAAAUUUGAACUCAAAUACGAGUGUGGUCGUAUUGGGUCAAAAUGCGUCUCUGCUUUGCUCCCACAAGAAUGAGUCACUGGAGAUCCAAUAUUUAUUGUUUUUGAAUAAGAAAUUGCUGGGCAACCGGACAGGAAAAGGGGAAGCCGUGACUUUUAACGUGACCAUCUCCACAGCCGAGGAUUUGGGCACCUACAAAUGCAAAGCCGUGCUCUUCAACUGUUCGACCUACAGUAACCCGUUCAACUUCACMGUCAGUGAGGGAGACCGCUGUCCUAUCUGCCCAGUGCUGCCUCUGCUGCUUCUGGGGUCACUGCUGGUGCUCCUGGCCAUAAUCCUGGUUCCGGUUUUUUGGCUACAACGAAAAUACAGAGCAAAAAAGGCUACGAGAGAGAACGUGCCCAAGGACCCUGGAGACAUAUCCAUGGAAGGUGAAUUGUAUGUCAACAUCUGUGAAACCCUAGCAGGGACAGAACACACCCAGGAGAUCCACUACGCCACCCCAGAGUUCGGGGAGGUGGCGCCAGGGAAGCCAGAAGCCUGUCAUGAUUAUGUCACUGAUUCUGCCUAUUCUGAACUCGCCUUCUGAAAUUCAAAGAAACCGACUACAUCUCAGUGUAAGACACUGUCUAGGAAAGCUGAUUUAAGUGAAGAAAARGUAGACUCAUUUGGCAUUUUGAAAGGUCCAACCUGGUCACCUAAAGUGAAUCUCUGGUUUUCAUGGCCAAGCGCUAUUCCUUUGAGCUUCUUGGGUGAAUCCGGUGUCRUUGUCAGCAGUGGU
Urocitellus parryii (Arctic ground squirrel) is the source of this 926-nucleotide messenger RNA. The record is from RefSeq and is a predicted model, not a curated record. NCBI's taxonomy places the organism in Eukaryota, Metazoa, Chordata, Mammalia, Rodentia, Sciuridae.